Molecule: messenger RNA, 898 nt
Organism: Centruroides sculpturatus (bark scorpion)
Lineage: Eukaryota; Metazoa; Arthropoda; Arachnida; Scorpiones; Buthidae
Product: NEDD4-binding protein 2-like 2
Exons: 4
Coding region: 5-730 (241 amino acids)
Biological process (GO): cyclic nucleotide catabolic process
Cellular component (GO): membrane; cytoplasm
Molecular function (GO): 2',3'-cyclic-nucleotide 3'-phosphodiesterase activity
Source: RefSeq, a predicted model, not a curated record
AAGAAUGGGGUCGGCGCGUAACACCAGAGGAAGAUACAAAUCCGAGAAAAUCGGCAGAAAUUACGCAAAGUGCGGAUGCAAUAAAGACGAGUCAUUGCCGAUUCCCGGAUCCGACGCACCCCCCGAUCGGAUAUUCACCUUCCCCUUUCUUCGGGAUUCGGCCACAGUCGACUACUUGAAGAAACACAACAGGAUUAUGUUCAUUAUAAGAGGGCCGUCGGGGACCGGCAAAGAAACGCUCUCUUCCAUGAUUGCUUCCUUGUAUCCAGAGAGCGACGUCAUCUCGGCUAAACUCUAUUACAGUCUCCCAUUGGCCGAGCGGAGGACGAGAUUUAAUGCCCGAAAGUCUCACGCCUGGUGCCGCAGAAGAGCGGAAGACGGAUGUAAAGAGAACAAACCGAUAUUAAUAAUAAGGAAUACGAAUGUAAGAAGAUGGGAAAUUCAACCUUACCUUAAAUUGGCCAAGGAUUUUCAAUACACCGUUAUUUUUGCCGAUUGUUCUAAGAAAUUCUGUUUCGACCCCGAAAUACUGGCUAAAUCGAAUACACAAGGACUGGACGCCGAAUAUUUCGAAACCCGAUUGAAACAAUGGGAAGAAGUGAUACCGUGGUAUACGGGUUGGUUCCUCGGUCCCGCCGACGUUCGUUGGUUACGCGACAAAUCCACAAACUUGCUAAAAGAAAUUACCGCUGGAAAAAGCGCUUUGGGGAUUUCUUCCGGUGAGUGUUAGAUGUACAGUACAUUUCCGUUUCCAAGAUAUUUCGAAAUUGGCUGGGAUCUCGCGCGGCAGAAAGCUAGUGUUCCGAACACCCUUCCUGUCAACGGGUGUUCGGAACACCUGGUUUUGGUUUCGGUUUAAAAAAUGGAUGGAAGAGAAGGGUCGGCCCGUAACACUACA